Molecule: messenger RNA, 5081 nt
Organism: Schistosoma margrebowiei
Lineage: Eukaryota; Metazoa; Platyhelminthes; Trematoda; Strigeidida; Schistosomatidae
Source: the annotation of a GenBank genome assembly
UAUACAUAAUGUAAUAAAGAAAGGUACUAUCAUUAUCCAUCUAGGUAAUGAAAAGAUAAUACAAUAAAACGAUAGAUAUACAUAAACGAAUCAUUAUAAAUAUAUAUAUGUACAUGUAAUGUUCUUCUUAUUUUUCAACUAUUUCAUAUACAGAAUAAACAAACUAAUAAUGUUUAGUUUUAAAAAAAAAUGAUGUAAUUCACGUGGUUUCAUCAUAAUCUAUUGAACUUAUUAAUUAGAUUGUCAUGUUAUUCAUCACUGAAACACAAGACUCUUGUCAUCAUCAUCAUCAUCGUCAUCAUCAUCACCAUGAUCGUCAUCAUGAUUAUGAUCAUCAUUGAAAAUCAUUUCUUUCACAUAUAUUUUUCAUUUAGUUUUGACUGGAUACUAUACUUUCAACCACACAAACACACACUCACACACACACAGGCAAACACAUACAGAUUGGCGCAUCCUUAUACACAAUAGCCCAUUUAAAGAAAGUUUCUACAUAAUAUUCAUUCAUUCAUCUAUUCACUUCAUUCAUAUUAGAAUGAAGUGGAAUUUUUUUCAUAAGAAAUAUGAUACUACUAAUAAUCAUAAUUCAUCGACAACAACACGUACAAUAUAUGCUCAUCAUUAUAAAAAUUUAAAUGGUGAUUUAUAUUAUCAUAAUUAUUGUAAUAAUUAUAUUCAUUCAACACAUUAUAAAUGGUAUAAUUUUUUUUAUAAAAAUAUUUAUGAACAAUUUCAUAAUAUUGCAAAUAUUUAUUUUUUAUUAAUUAUUAUUACUUAUUUUUUUAUAAAUAAUAUAGAAAAUGCUUCCAUUACUAUUAUACCAUUAAUUAUUAUUCUAUUAAUUACAAUGAUUAAAGAUGGUUUAGAUGAUUUAUUACGUUAUUCUAUUGAUCAACAAUUAAAUUCAAUUAAAUAUCCAGUAUUAUUAAUUGAUUUUGAUCAAAAAUCAAUAAAUUGGAUUUUUAAAAAAUCUUCCUUAUUAUUAGUUGGUGAUGUAAUUUAUUGUAAAAAUAAUCAAUUAUUUCCAUGUGAUUUAUUAUUAUUAUAUUCAUCAAAUAAUAAUGGACAAGUUAAUAUUACUACAAUGAAUUUAGAUGGUGAAACAACAAUUAAAAAAUAUUAUACAUUAAUUGAAUAUCAAACAAUUUAUUCAAAUUAUUUAAAUAAUUAUUUAAUUCAAACAAAUUUAAAACAAUUCAAUUUUCAAUUUAUUAUUGAACAAUUAUAUUUACAUGUUAUAUGUCAACAACCGAAUGAGAAUUUGAUGAGCUUUCAAGGUCAUUACAAAACUGCUCAACAUUUAAAACAUCAUCAUCAUGAUGAUGAAGAUGAAGAUGGUGGUGGUGGUGAUGAAACAUAUUUACCAUUAAAUUGGAAAAAUUUAGUAUUACGUGGAUCAAAAUUAAUAUCUACAGAUUAUAUAAUUGGUUUAGUAAUAUAUACUGGUAAAGAUACAAAAUUAUCAUUAAAUAGUAAAAAUUCAAAAAGAAAAUAUAGUACACGUGAAAGAUUAUCUAAUAUUAUAUUAUUAAUAUUUAUGGUUGCCAUGGUAACUAUCACAUUAAUUGUUACUAUGAUAUCAACAUUAUGGAUAAAACAAAAUAUUAAUAAAAUAUGGUAUAUAACAUUUGAAUUAUUAAAAUUAUGGGAAUUUAUACGUAUUAUAUUUCGUUAUUUAUUUAUUAUUAAUUAUUUAAUACCAAUAUCUAUUAUAGUUACUAUAGAAUUUCAACAAUUAUUAUUAGCAUAUUUUAUAUCUAAUGAUAUUGUUAUGUAUAAUUCUAUAGAAAAUAUUAAAAGUUCUGCAAAUAAUUCACAAUUAUCAGAUGAAUUAGGACAAAUUGAAUUUUUAUUUUGUGAUAAAACUGGUACAUUAACACAAAAUUUAAUGAAAUUAAAAUCAUGUUGUUUAUUAUUUAAUAAACAAUUAUAUCAAUUUUAUAAUGAUGAUCAGGAUCAGGAUCAGGAUCAGGAUCAAGAUCAAAAUGAUAAUCAUGAUAAUACUACUGAUAAUACUACUUAUAAUGUAUUGAAUUCAUCUUUGAAAUUAAUAGAGAUGAAUGAGAAUUUUCGUGAAUUUUUAACUAUCAUAUCAUUAUGUCAUACUGUUGAAUUAAAAAAUCAUACUCAAAUGGUUAGUAAUGAUAAUAAUGAUAAUAAUAAUGUACAAGAAUCAUCAAUGAAUACUGAUGAACCAUCUAGAUUUUAUGAAUAUGAAGCAACAUCACCUGAUGAGAAAGCAUUAGUUGAAGGUGCUUCAAAACUUGGUGUUGUAUUUUCAGGCAAAGAACCUGAUUUCGAUGAGACUGGUUCAUAUAAAUUAUAUAUUGAUUAUUGGUCAUAUUCAUCAACAGCAAUAAAAGAGUCAAAUAAUGAAAAGUUUAUUCAUCGUCAAUGUUAUAUUGUUGAUGCCGUAUUGGAAUUUGAUCCAACACGUAAACGUAUGAGUAUUAUGGUACGUUAUCCUGAUGGAACAUAUUAUGUAUUGAGUAAAGGAGCAGAAACUGCAAUGUUAGAUCCUGAGAGAUGCAGUACUACAUCUGGUUAUCUACGUUCACGUGCUAUUCAUUAUGUUAAUGAAUAUGCAAUUCAUGGUUUACGUACACUUGUAUUCGCUAAACGUAUAUUACAUAAAUCUAUUUAUAUGAAAUUAUUAGAACAAUUCAAAUAUGCCUCUAGUCUAUGCGAUAAUGAACGUAUUCAUGCAUUAAAACAAUGUUAUAAUGAAAUUGAAUUAGAUAUGAUUCCAAUAUAUGUUACUGGUAUAGAAGAUAAAUUACAACCUGGUGUAAAAAAUUGUAUAAAAGCUUUAAAAGAAGCUGGAAUACAAAUAUGGAUAUUAACUGGUGAUAAAGCUGAAACAGCAAUUACAGUAAGUCAAUCUAUUGGACAUUUUACAUCGAAUAUGUCAUUAAUAAGAAUAAUGAAUUGUCAAACAUUACAAUCAACAGCAUAUAAAAUUUAUGAACAAUUAGAUGCAUUAUAUACAUAUCAUAAUUAUCAUAAACAAAAACCUAAUCAUCAUUCUAUAUUAACAAUGCCAAGAAUUAAAACAAUAAAUUAUAAUAGAAAUUCAUUUCAUAUAUCCUCCGCCUCCGCCUCCUCCUCCUCCUCAUCAUCAUCAUCAUCCACUUCAAGACCAUCUUCAUGUAUGGAUGGACAAUACAAUAAUAAUAAUAAUAAUACCAUUAGUAAUAGUAAUGGUAAUAAUAAUGAUGUUUAUUAUUAUGGUACAAAUGAAUUCAUCUUCAAUAAGAAAGAUUGUAUCAUUAGUCGAUAUAUAAGACGAAAGCAUAAAAAGCAUCCUGGUAUGGCAAAUGAAUCAAUUGGUCUUGUUAUUGAUGGAAAAAGUUUACAAUAUGCAUUACAUACUUCAGUACGUGAUGCAUUUCUAGAAUUAUGCAUGAAUGUUACAACAGUGUUAUGUUGUCGUAUGACACCACUACAAAAAGCAUCUCUUGUUAAAUUAGUUCAAAUUGGUUUAGCAAAACAUACACGUUAUGGCAUGAAACCAGUUAUAGCUGCAGUUGGUGAUGGUGGUAAUGAUGUAGCUAUGAUUUUACAAGCUAAUAUUGGUGUUGGAGUCUAUGGAAAAGAAGGUCGUGAAGCAGUUAGAGCGGCGGAUUAUUCAGUGACACAGUUCAGUUUAGGUUAUGGAAUGUUUGAACGUCAUAUUAAAGAAAAAAUUUUAUUAAAUAAACCAUAUUUAUAUAAAGAAAUAUCACAUCAAGCAAAUUUAAGAGCAUGGUAUAUUCUUUUAUGGGUUCUCGAUGGUAUAUGGCAUGGUGUUGUAACAUUUUUUAUACCAUUUUUUUGCUUAGCUGGUGGUAAUUUAUAUGCUGAAGCUAUUUUCUAUGAAACUAAUAAUAAUUCAUAUAAAAUUUAUGAUUUUACAAUGAUUGGUAAUGCAUCAUUUAUUUAUUUAUGGAUUGCUGUAACAUUACGUUCAACAAUAUGGACAAGAGAUUUUAAUCUGAUGUUAAUUAUGUGUCAUAUUGGUACAACAUUAAAUGUUGUCAUUUUAUUCCUUUUUCAAACAUUUGUUCCUUCUACAAGUAAUGAAUAUCAAAGAUAUGCUCAAUUAUGUCGAAGUCCUGCAUUUUGGUUCACAUUCCCAUUAACUGUUUUUAUAGCCAAUAUUCCAGGAUUAAUUUGGCGUUUAGCUUCAGAUACAUGGUGGACUAUACGUAUUGAAUUGAAAAAUUCACCUAAAAAAAAUCAGCGUAAAUCUUAUUUAAAUAAUCCAUUAGUUUGGUUGAAAGCAUUCGUUUUUGGUCAAACAGAAGAAAAUGAAUCAAUCCUUCAGAAAAAUGAAAAUGAAAUAAGCACUUUUAAAGAACAAAUAAACCUUAGUUAUCAGUCAUAAAACAUGUUAUUGUUACUAUGUGUAUCCCUUGGAUACAAAGAAUAAUUAGUUUAUCUUGUGAAUUUUUGCAAAACAUGCAAACUGUUUCAUUUAAAGAAAAGAUUCAUAAUCUUGAUCUAUUUCGUUUUGUAACUAAAUACUAUGAAUAUACUUUAAUUUCUUCAUCAAGUGCAAUAAUAUAAAGGCACAUUGUAAUAUAAAUUUCAGUUAAACUAUUUACCUACUCAUGAGUAAGCAAACUUUUAUAGAAAAAUUAUUUGUUGCCUACCUUGAUUAUUAUUAUUAAAACCUGUUGUGUACAAUGUGAUUAAUUUGAUGAAUCAUCCCUGUACCUUUGAUAAAUUACACAAAGUGUGUGUGCUUUUCUAAGACGGUUAACAUUUACCUAUACAUAAUAAGUGUACAAAAUAUACUGCAUGCAUUGCUUGAAUAUGAAUGAUUUUGUUUGUAUUGUGUUAUGAUGUACCAAAUUUCAACAAUUUCAUGACAGUCACAUAUUGAUACGAUUAUUAUUGUCAGCUGAUUUUGAUAAUGUUUACCUGGCUUCAAAAGAAAAAAAAGACUAACUCAGAAUGAAACGUUGAUCCAUUUUCAAAAUAGCUGACUGAUAACAAUUUUAUUUUUGUUUUAAAUCAUGUGCUCUACAAAGUUAUCUUUAUCACAAUGAUGUAUGUGUGACUGAGAUACAUUUCAUUUCUAACUAUAUUCAAUGAGAUAA